AAUCUUCAGCCAUCUUGUGGAUACGAAACGAGAGACGCCACUCGCACACAAACUCAGCGCUGUCAGUAAAAGCAGAGACUUAAAGGAAAAUGGCUGAAACCCAGACACUUAACUUUGGACCUGAAUGGCUCCGUGCCCUGUCUGGUGGAGUGGGUAACAGCAGCAGCAUGGCCUCCCCUCCACUUUCACCUGCACUGCCAAAGUAUAAACUCGCAGACUACCGCUAUGGGCGAGAAGAGAUGCUAGCACUUUAUGUAAAGGAUAACGUGAUUCCGGUAGAUCUUCACGAUAAGGAAUUUCUACCUAUUUUACAAGAGGAGCCCCUGCCACCAUUGGCAUUAGUCCCAUUUACAGAGGAGGAACAGAGAAAUUUCUCCAUGUCUGUAAACAGUGCAGCAGUUCUCCGUUUGGCAGGAAGGGGAGGGGGGACGGUGGCAGGGGCACCCAGAGGCCGAAGUUCCUCACGGGGACGAGGGAGGGGAAGAGGAGAUGGAGGGUUUUACCAAAGAAGUUUUGAUGAUGUGGAAGGAGGUUUUGGCCGUGGAGUGAGAGAGAUGCAUCGCUCCCAGAGUUGGGAGGAGAGGGGAGACAGAAGGUUUGAAAAGCCAGGGCGAAAAGAUCCAGAUGGAGCACCAGCCCAUUUUCCAAUUAAUCCCAUUCGUGCAAACUAUGAGGAUGCUGGUGCAGGCACUGCUCGAAAGCACGAGUUCAUACGCUCUGAGAGUGACAACUGGCGCAUGUCUCGAGAGGAGCAGAAUGGAGAGGAGGAUGACGGGGGCUGGAGGCUUGCGGGGUCUCGUCGGGAAAUUGAACGAUGGUGCCCCCCAAGUCCAGAUGGCCCGCGGUCAGCAGGGUGGCGGGAACACCCAGAGCAACGGCGACGCUUCCCGUUCGAUGCGAGGGAUGAGGAGCGUGGCGGUUUCCGCAGACCUCGGUCGGGCAGUGGGAGCGUAGAGGAGGAAAGAGACAGCUUGCCAGAAUGGUGCCUCGAAGAUGCAGAGGAGGAAACGGGUACAUUUGACUCCUCUGGGGCCUUCCUCUCACUUAAGGUGAGAAUGUUGGAAAAAGCUCCUAAGGAGCCAAUCCUGGAAGAGGCGGAGCUGGACUUCCGGCCACUGGAGGAGAAUGAGGAAUACACAGAAAAGGAUGACAGUGAAUCAGAGCAAACCAAAGAUACUGACAUAGACACUAGACGCGAUGUAGGUGGUAAAUCAGAAGAGCCAUCACCGGUAGCUGUACCAUUGAGGACAGUGGUAACACCUCCCAAGCUUGCGACCCCAGCACCCCUUCCAAUAGUGCAGCCAGAGCAAGUUGAAGAAAGUGAGAGGCCACUGGAUAUAUCAGUAGUUCCAGAACUCAGACCUGAACCCAAUAAAGCACCACUUCACACAACCCUACCCAGCAGCAUAGUGGAAGCCAUUUCCAUACCACAUGUCACAAACACACUACCAGAUCUUCCAGUGCCAUCAUCUUUAGUACUCCCUGCCCAGUCAAUGCCCACUCAGACCCAGCAGGUCAAGCCUCUGCAGGUGCCAGUGCCAGCGGCUCCACUUCUCCCCCACUCCAUGGGCAUAGUGGGCCCUAUCGGCCGUCCCUCUGACCUGGAUGAGGAUGAGGGACUCAAGCACUUUGAGCAGGAAGCUGAGAAAAUGGUGGCAUACCUGCAGGAUGGAGGUGUGGACGAUGAGCAUCUGACUGCCAAGUUCGGCCCCAAACCCACAGCCCUUCCCAUUACCCACGAGGCUGCAUUUAAAUGGUUUUACAAGGAUCCACAGGGAGAGGUCCAAGGGCCAUUUAAUAACCAGGAGAUGUCUGAGUGGUUUCAGGCAGGUUAUUUCACCAUGACCCUGCAGGUGAAGCGAGGCUGUGACGAGUUGUUCCAGCCCCUGGGAGAGAUUAUGAAGCUGUGGGGGAGAGUGCCCUUCACCCCCGGCCCUACAUUACCUCCCAUGCUGGGAGAUGCAGAAAAGGAGAGGCUGAAGAGGCAGCAGGAAAUGAAUGCUCUAAAUAUGUAUCAGCUACAGCAGAUGCAAUAUCAGUACUUACUCAGGCAACAGUAUGCUCAGGUUCUGGCACAGCAGAAGGUUUUAAGCUCCGCUCCUCCUCCUACCCAACAGCAGCAGCUCAAUCUCCUCCUCCAUCAGGCACUCAAGAUCAGAACACCUGAGCCGCAACAGAGCCUUUUGCCACCUGUCACACGUUCCAUGUCAGUUCCAGAUUCAGGUUCUGUUUGGGAAAUUCAGAACCCGUCAACUCAAGCAUCCUGUUCUCCAAACAUGCCGCCAGCUGCUCCCAGCACAUGGGACGGGAGCAGUGUAUGGGAUUUGCCAUUAGACUCCAUGACUCAAGUGUCUUCCAUUGAACAGAUACAGCUGGAAAAAGCCAAAGCUCUGAAGCUUGAGAUGGAGAGACGGGAGGCAGAGCUUCGGGCUAAAAGGGAAGAGGAAGAGAGGAAGCGACUGGAAGAGGUGCUGCGUGCCAGACAGGAAGAGGAACAAAAACGCUUGGAGGAGGAAGAGCUGGCACGACGCAAACAGGAGGAGGCUCUUCAGAGGCAGCGGGAGCAGGAAGAGGCACAACGGCGGCAGAAGGAAGAUGAGGAAAGGCUAGCUCAGGAGGAGGCACUCCGCCGGCUGGAAGAAAGGAGAAGAGAAGAGAAGGAGAGGAGACAAAGGGAAGAAUUCCUCCGCAAACAGCAGGAAGAGGAGCGUAGGAAACUGGAAGAACUGGAAGCUCUGAGGCGUCGUGAGGAAGAUAAGCGGCAGGAAGAGGAAGCCGCAGCAGCAUUGGCAAGGCAACAGCAGGAGGAGCAGAAGAAGAGAGAGCAGGAGGCACAGAGGCAACAGGAGUUACAGAGGCAGCGGCAGCAGCAACAGGAGGCGCUCCGCAGACUGCAACAGCAGCAACAACAGCAGCAGCUUGCACAGAUGAAGCUCCCUUCAUCCUCUAAGUGGGGUCAACAGGCAGCCACAGUGAACACACACUCCCAGUCUCAAAACGCCCUGUCGCUCGCAGAAAUCCAGAAACUAGAAGAAGAGAGAGAACGGCAAGCACAAGAGGAGCAAAAGCGACAGCAGCAGGAGCUCCAGAGGGUCCAGCAGCAGCAGCAACCUCAGGCCAAGCUCUCAGGCUGGGGCAACGUGGCCAAACAGCCGGCUGCUACUAAAUCCCUGCUUGAGAUCCAGAAAGAGGAGGCACAGCAGAUGAAACAACGGAAAGAGCAGCAGCAACCGCAGCAGCAGCAACAACAACAACAACAACAGCCACAAACAACUGUUACCCAACAAAACCGCACACAGAACCGAACAACCGUCAAUGCAUCAGUCUGGGGAUCUGUCAAUAAUGCUGGGCCACAGUGGACGAUGGAUAGUAGUGUGUGGGGUGAUGCUCAGAACUCUAAUUUUGGCUUCUGGGAUGAGGCAGAAAAGGAGGCCUCGCCACCUCCGGCUACACCCAAGAGCCACAAUCUGAAAAACAAGGGCAAUGCUAACCUCAGUAAUAGCAGCAGUGGUAAAGCCAGUAAAAAGGUAGAAGAGGAAGAGAAGCUACUGAAACUGUUCCAGGGAGCCAAUAAGAAUCAGGACGGCUUUAUGCAGUGGUGUGAACAGACUCUACACACUCUCAACACAGCUAAUAACCUCGACGUCCCUACCUUUGCUUCAUUCCUGAAGGAAGUGGACUCUCCAUACGAGGUGCAUGACUAUGUGCGAGCCUACCUCGGUGACACGCCACAGGCCAAAGACUUUGCCAAGCAGUUCCUGGAGCGCCGUGCCAAACAGAACGCUAACCAGCAAAAACCUCAGCAAGUCCAGCAGCAAAAACAGCAGGACUCCAUGUGGGGAAUGAGCCAAGUGUCACAGUCAGUCCUUCACCAACAACAACAGCAGCAGCAGCGGUUUGAGACAGUCGGCUCCGGCAAGAAGAAGAAGAAACAAAAGAUGGUACGAGCCGACCCAAGCCUUCUAGGUUUUUCUGUCAACGCCUCGUCUGAGAGACUUAAUAUGGGCGUGAUCGAGACAGUCGAAGACUUUUGAGGCCUGCUGAUUGACAAGCUCCCCCUUCUGAACAGCUGCCAUUAUUUCCCACCUCAAACUUUUUUUUUUUUUUUUUUUUAUCCUCAAUUCUUGGAUUUGGAGUACAUAUGGGGCAGCAAAUCUUUCUUCCUCCCUAAUCUAGAGGAAACAACAGUUGCAAUAACAACGCUGCCCCAUGGCCACAAAAAGAACCAAAAUGCACUGAAUAAAGGAAAUGAGAGAGGAUUGAUUCUGCAGGAGAGUAAACUGAGCUCACAGUCUUAAAUGUCACAUCAAAUGUGUCUCAUUGCUGAGAUGCAGCAUCUACUCACAAUCAUAACCAUCUCUUAAUGAUGUUUCUUUAAGUGUGAAUAAAAUGAAUGCAGAGGAAAAAAGAUAUGUAUUAUCCCCAUUACAACUUCCUUUUUUAUUUAUUGGACCCCCCCUCCCCUCUUUCUUUUCCACUUUCUAUUUUAUUUUCUCUCCUCUGCUGCUUUGCUGCCCUCAUGUUGGUGGACGUCGAUUACAACGUAGGACUCAAGGAUAUGUAAUCAACAGUGUCCUGUUUUAAGGACAUGAAAGUUCCAGAUAGGUAUCCAUUUUCUUGUAAAAUAAUAGGCUGUUUAAAGAAUAAACUUUCGAUUCUGCAUCUGUAUUAUAAUAUAUGGAAAUAAUGAACAAGUGGAGUCAUACUUUUUUUUUUUAUUGCAGUACAAAAAAAUGAAUAAAACAGUCUCCUGUGUGGGCUGUUCUAUACAGCUUUGUUCUGAAUGCACAUGGUGACAUAAUGCAGCGUUGUGCAAACACGUUUAUUGAAGUGAAAGAAGACACAGCACUAUUGGAGCAUUCAAGCCUCAGAGUUUUCUUUAAGAAAAUUAAAAUGGUUCUUUGUAUAAAGGUAUAAUCAGUGUCUUUGCACUGGUGAAUUUGAGCAGUGGUAGGUUAAAGGUGCACUCAGUAAUAUUAGUUUUCUGACACCUAGGGGUGUAGAUGUAGCAUCACACAAAAACAGAAGUUCUCUGUUAACAAAAUCAUAAAAUAAAUAAUAAUUCACUAUUUGCAGUCUCUCAUGAAUUGAUUGAUUCUGUGACAAAGUAUCCAAUUUAUGGAAUUAUUGGAAAGAAGUAAUAUACAGCUGGUCG
This is a messenger RNA of Xyrauchen texanus (razorback sucker), 5155 nucleotides long. It is a transcript of the gene gigyf2, whose product is annotated as GRB10 interacting GYF protein 2. Gene Ontology annotation, cellular component: perikaryon; membrane; vesicle. The transcript is spliced from 29 exons. The record is from RefSeq and is a predicted model, not a curated record. NCBI's taxonomy places the organism in Eukaryota, Metazoa, Chordata, Actinopteri, Cypriniformes, Catostomidae. Gene Ontology annotation, molecular function: protein binding. Bases 90 to 4034 code for a protein of 1314 amino acids. Gene Ontology annotation, biological process: insulin-like growth factor receptor signaling pathway.